Messenger RNA from Electrophorus electricus (electric eel), 859 nucleotides. RefSeq names its product chemokine (C-X-C motif) ligand 18b (gene cxcl18b). NCBI's taxonomy places the organism in Eukaryota, Metazoa, Chordata, Actinopteri, Gymnotiformes, Gymnotidae. Gene Ontology annotation, biological process: immune response. Gene Ontology annotation, molecular function: chemokine activity. The record is from RefSeq and is a predicted model, not a curated record. Gene Ontology annotation, cellular component: extracellular region.
CGUCCCCUUUCUCCUCAAAUCGCACUUUGCCUAAAACUGUUUUCGGGAGAGUCACUCUUACUUCUUGUUCUUUCCGUUCGUCUAUUUCUCUAUUUCUCUUCGAAAUCAUGGGUUUUGCGUCCAGAGCUCUUUGUCUGUCCCUUGUUAUGGUCACUUGCCUCCAGCUCCAGAAUGCACAAACGGUCUCCGACAGAUGCUUGUGUCCGAUCACUACAGCUAGGUUUUACUCCUGGAACGACAUCAAGGAGUUCUCCGUCACUAAACCUAAGAGCCACUGCAACGCCAUCGAGCUCAUAUUGACAUUGAAGAAGGCAGAGACGGAAGAGAACAUUCAACGCUGCCUGGACACUAAAACUAAACAGGCCAAGUUGCUUAAGAUAUGCUGGAACAGGAAAAAUAAAGAUGGCAGCAAAGAAACUGUCAAGCUUUCCGAGUGUGGAUUUUCCAAAUGCACUGAAAGAAAGUGAAAGCAGCCUACAUGUAUAUAACUCUGGGUUGGAGGGAAAAGAAGACUGGAAAUUUCAGGAAUGUCAUGGGUGGGAAUUUCUGUGUCAUGUGCCCCAACAAGAGCCAAUGGGAAAGCUGUUGUCUUGGCUUCUGGUCCCACCUCCUACAGGCCAUGGCAGGACAGAUCCUGGGAGGGGAAGCUUCCAGAAACUGUCAGAAAACAGAUACUGUCCAGAAAGAUUCAUGGCUGUUCAGUGUCCCUACAGUGAAGCUGUAUCAGAGCACUUCUGAAUGUCUCAUCUUAUACAAGAAGGGCACCUUAUGUUCUUAAAGCCAGUAUUUAAACAAACACUUUAUUUAUUUUGAUGAAUACACUACUUUUAAUAAAUUUUUAUAUUUUACCAAAUACAAA